CAGGUUCUCGUAGCCCAACUCUCUUCGUUACCAGAUCUCAUUUACAAUCGGCGACAGCGCGAUACUCCGGCAACGUUUCGCCCGCGACGGUACUUCCCGAUGCUUUGCGAUGGUCUAUUUGACAGUUUGUUCCGCACCGAAACUCCUGUGGGGCAGUCGCGGGUCUUUCGGAUGUUUGCAGACAAGCUCACACGUAUUGGGCAAGCACAAGCCCUUGUUCAGAGCUGGAUGCGAUUUAUUGACUCCAAGCCGAACACAAAGAUGAACCACGUGCUGUUCCAAAGCCUUCCAGAGUCGUGCCAUGAACAGAUUUUGCUCCAGAUUGCAAGUGAAAAGACUCCGCGUUCGCCACCCGCUAAGCAGGCGCUGUGUCUCCCAAAGUACAGGCUUCUAGCUCAAGUUCCCCCGGACCUGUGCGCCAAUAGGCACUUUCAAUACGUGGUUGCGCACAAGUUGCUCCUUCGGAAGCCGAUAGACGACCUUUUCUUUUGGCGCGCACUGGUUGACGUACUGGCGCUAUCCGAUGAUGACCGGUCUCCGUUAGCAUCCGUGUUUGAUGUGGUACUUUCGCGCUGGAGUCAAAGCGAUUUUGCAGUCAACACUGAGUAUACCGUCAAUGCCUCCGUGUGCUUUUUCCUUCGCUACAGCCUACAGAAGCUUACGAUGAGCGAUGGAGGGACGUCAUUUUCCCAGCAAGACUGGAUUACAAAGCUUUGCAAGGGAGUUCAAGAUCAUAUGAGCCACUCGCUGGAGCGUGUACGAGCGUUGGGAAUGCGUGUGGGGGAGAGCUUGUCGCACGUUAUUGCAUCUGAGAACCCGCUGGACUUCGGGCUUGAGGAUGAAGACCCCCUGACGAUUUAUGGAUGCCCCGUGCUACCUGAGGAGCUCGAACAAGGCAUCACAGACCUGAAUUUAGGCGAGACUACGACGAAAGAUUCGCCGCGUGAUACCCAGUCCAGCUCCAACCGUAGCUCCAGUAGUGAGAAUCGAGUCCACAGGAAGAGCCCCGACAAGCGCCAGUCCAAGCCUUUUGCCCUUGAUCCGGACGAGUUGGUGCUCAGUGACGACGAGGAUGCAGACGCUUCGGACGUUGAUGUCGAUUCCGAAUCCAGUGUCGACGGCGACGAGUCUGACUCCGAUAUGAGCCUAGAAGCCUACGACUUGCAGGACGACGAGGAAGACCUAACAGCCAAGCGGCCACUGUAUCUGAAGGACCUGGUGGCGGGUCUUUUGUCGGACGAUGGUCGCGAGAAAACGGAGGCUGCAUUGAACGAAGCUGAAACGUUACUGCGUCGUCGGCCGCGAGAUCUGAACGAUAAAGCCCACGACGUUGUCAGGGCGCUGCUGCGACUUGAAGACAAGUUCAGCACACCACAAUUUACCAAGCUGCGCUCCCAGGCACUCGCUUCGGCGUGUGCCCUGGCACCGACUGCGACAGUGCCAUAUCUGUGUAGUCAGGCACUGGAGCGUGAACAGUUGCUGCAGUCCCGCAUUGACGCGCUGCAGGCGAUGACCUCGGCCGCCCAGGAACUGUCCGAGCGAGGUGGUGGGUACCGGCGAGCACAAGCCCCUAAGGCACUGCUUCAGGAGGAGGUUAACGCGGCAACAAGCGACUUGGGAACGCGCACGAUGCAGAGCCUGAAAACUCGUCGCUGGGGCUACCGCCGUGACCCGCUCGCUGCACCGAAGAGAAACGGGUUCGCUCCGUACGUGCUGGAGUUCUUCUCACCGCUGCUCUUCGGGUACGUCGAGUAUGUGCGAAAGCACUCGGCCGGAUCGGGGAAGCCCCGCAGCGAAGUGGAGCAGACGUUUUUGGCGCAUUUGCUGCACGCUCUGGCGAGCUUUGUGGAGUGCGCGGGUCACGCGCCGCAGAGCUUGGCCAUGGCCAAGUGCCUGCUCGAGCUCGCGUGGAGCGAGCGCUCCAACACCAACGCCGAGGUGCGUCGCCAAGUCCUGUUCAGUCUGAGUCGCGUGCUGCUGGUGGUGCCUCCGAACUUGCUGCGGCGGGAGGUGGGCGAGGCUCUGGCGGAGGUCGCACCGUGGCUGCACCAGGUGCAGAACCACGACCCCGACGCUGGCUGCCGCGAGGCGGCUCGGCUGCUGAGCUCGUUCGCUUCCGCACCGCUGUCGCUCGCAUAG
Molecule: messenger RNA, 2139 nt
Organism: Phytophthora sojae
Lineage: Eukaryota; Oomycota; Peronosporomycetes; Peronosporales; Peronosporaceae
Exons: 2
Biological process (GO): protein stabilization; telomere maintenance via telomerase
Cellular component (GO): cytosol
Molecular function (GO): Hsp90 protein binding; telomeric repeat DNA binding
Source: RefSeq, a predicted model, not a curated record